This is a messenger RNA of Prorocentrum cordatum, 1039 nucleotides long. Lineage: Eukaryota; Dinophyceae; Prorocentrales; Prorocentraceae. The record is from the annotation of a GenBank genome assembly.
AGCGUUUGAUCGUUCCCACGAAGAUUUCCCAGAAGUUGCCUCUUCCUCCUCCUCCUCCUCCUCUUCCUCCUCCUCCUCCUCACCAUCUCGUACGCCUACCCCCCCCCGCCCGCGCCCGCGAUGGCGGCGGAGGCCACCCCGACGCCCGUGCCUCCCUCUGCGGACGCGACCACCCACCACCUCGCAGCGCCCGCGGAGGCGCCACCGCUGGCCUCCUCGGCGGCGGCCGAGGAAGGCCUCGGCCAUUGCCCUGCUGCCAGGCCCGCGGUCGCCGGCCUGCUCGGCCAGCAGGGCGGCCGGGGCCCGGGCAGGUUGGCCGCGCUGCUGGGCGGCGCCAUCGUGCUGGUGAUGGCGGCCGAGCUGUGGAUCGCGAGCCGGCCCGACGUGCCGUGGCUGAUCGACAGGCCUUUCUUUUUGACCGCCCUGGCGGUUCAGGCCGUCAUGCUGGCCGCGCUCGCGUUGCCGCCGGGGGCCUCUGCCCAGGCGGCCACCUGUCAGUCCGGAUUGCUCGACGCCUGUCACUGGGUGUUCGUCGUGAUGGUCUUCGGCGGCAGCGCGGUGCUGCGCGCGUUCGAGUCGUUGUUGUUGCUCUUUGCGAUUGCUGGCGCCACCCUGGCAAUCCGGGUGAGCAUGGGCGACGAGUGCAUCAUGACCGUCGUCGCCCAGCGCUCGUCGCUGCCCAACAUAUCUGGGAGGACCGUGACCUACGUGUUCCUGAGCCUGCUCAUGAUCACAGGCAUUCGGCUCGGCUUGCAGGCUGUCUUCGGGGCAGGCUUCCCCAUAGACCAGCUCAUCGCGGCCGCGGGCCAGAGCAAGGACCACCUCGGAAUUCGUGAGGAGCCUCCGCUGCAGCUUUUCCACGUUUGAGGAGCCCUGUCUGGCGCCAACGAAGCCCAGGUGCUCCUAUAGGUAGCCAGCACGCCCCCCGCGACACAGCCCCGCCCGCGAGGUGCCCCGCUUCGACAAAGAAAAUCCGGUCCGUGCGGACACCUUGGAUCGGCAACGGGCUCCGCGGCGCCGCCCUUGGCGCGUUCCGCGC